AGUCUUCGCUCCGACCAUCAUAUCGUUUUCGCCCAGACUCCUCACUUUCCCCACCGCCCCCAUCCCUCUCUGCAUCACGCAGCGCUCAAGCGAUACAGAUCGUCCGCCACCCACAAAUUUUCUCCGGCGGCGAAGCGCGUCGCAUUCACCCGCACCCGAUCCGCGACGCUCGCAUAGUACGCCCAAAGUCCUCGAAGAUGGCGGAGACGGCGCAGCCAGCACCGGAGCUCUCCCCCAUUGACCAACUUCUCAAGACGCUCGGCAUGACGCGUGACGACCUCGACAAGCGUAGCCGCCAAAUGCGCCAAUUCCUCGACAACGACGGUGCACGAGGUGCCGACGUCGUCCCCUCCGUUACCGCCCCCGCCCCCGAAGCCCAGCCAUGCACGCGCCUGGGCCGCUCGCAGGCUGCCUACGCGCGCCCGAUGUCCCGCGCGAGUUCGAUGACCGGCCGGGACGCGUCGCCCCCCGCGACCCCAGUGAAGGCCGAGCCUCGUGAUGCGACCGUGCCGCUGUCCAUGGAAGCGGUCAUCGAACGGCAGAACCAGAGCCGGCGAGAGAAGAAGCGCAAGGAGAAGGCGAGCGGCCGCGCGCCGAUGGGCCAUCCUCCGUCGCCCACCCCUAGCGCGUCGCGGGCAGCUAGCGUGGCAUCGUCACGGGGGGUCAGCGUCCAGCCACAAGCAAGCAGAUCGACAGAUAACGCCAAUCAGAUGGGCGCGUCACUAUUCACCCCCUCCAUGAGCAAAUAUUACAGAGAACAUACCCUAGUCGAGCCGAUGAAGGCAUCUGCGCGGACGAUGACGGCCCCUGCCUCGACAUCAAGCGCGACCUCCACCGCGUCAACAGCUGCCGCGAAGUCUUCCCAGCCACCAUCCUCGUCGGCCUCCUACAACCCUUACUUAGCCUACCCGCGUUACUUGCCCUUGCCAUACCCUGCCGCCGGAGGCUCUGGCGCACAGCCUGUGACACCUCAAGCGAACCGCACCCUGCCCAGAGACACCACGUUCUCAUCGAAUAGCUUCCCGCCGUCUUCCCCUCCCCAAGCGUCGCCUCAAUCUUCCCCCGCCCAUGGCAUUGUCAACCUGGUCUCGUCCCCUGGAGGGCCUGCGAACGGGUCACCAUCGCAGGAGACCGACAACGAAGCGAUGCCGUUCAAGCUGCCACCUGGUCCCUAUUCUCCCUUCAAGCCCGAGCGCUCGUACGCGGCCAUCAUCGGCCAAGCAAUCCUAUCCUCGCCGGAGCACCGCUUGACCCUGCAGGAGAUUUACGACUGGAUCACCAUCGUGUACCCGUACUUCAAGCGCGGCGAGACGACGUGGAUGAACAGCAUCCGGCAUGUGCUCAGCACGACCGUGGUCUUCCGCAAGGUGCCGCGCGAUCGGUCGGUCGGCAGGAGUCUCUGGGCGAUAUGGGACCAGGACCUAGAGUGCUUCGAGGGCGGGGGCUUCAAGAAGCACAAGUGCAAGGACGCCAACGUGAAGGAGCCGAGCCGCAGUAAUAGGAGGAAACGUGCAGCGGAAGACGAAGAUGCCGCAACCGCCGAGCGGGCGCCGAAGAAGGCGAGGCCCGCGUUGGAUAGUCCACCGUCACCGGCGGCUGUGCCAGCGCUGCACGCGCAACCUCUCUUCCCGCCGACCCGCCCUGCGACGCAUCAUCAGCCGUACUAUGCGGCGACGGAGCAGCCUCCGGGCAUCAUCUUCCCGCCGCUCCCGGCGACGUCGAACUUCCAGAGGGUGGCGAUGAGCGCUGUUGCUGCGGCUUCGUCAUCUUCGAGCUCGUUCCCUGCAUCGCAGAACGGUUCGGAGCAUGGCGAACAGGAUGAGGAGCUUGAGGACGGCUCGCCCGUGGAACCGCCCGCCAUGCGCCGUCGCCCUCCCCGCUCGACGGGCUCGAUAUCCUCCCUGCCAUCCGUCCCAGCCCUCACGCCGAAUCACAGCUCGUCCAGUCCGCCAUCUUCUAUGCCGCCCUCGAGCGACGCGGACUUCAGUGCGGCGGAGGACGACGAUGACUACUCAAGCAAUAAACAUCGGAGCAGUAACGACACUGUCACUGGUACCGAGCUGGACAUCGAGCUUCCGCCUGAUAGUGAUAUGACCUCUGACGGUCUGAUGCACCCCGCGCCGCUGUAUACUCGGUCGCGGAGUAGCUCGAGCGCGUUGCAGCCUGGCAUCAUGCUGGAUGCGGCGCGGCCUCCAUCGGCAGGCAGCUCUAGUAGUUCGUCAAGUAGUCGCUUGCCUGGCAAACGGCUUAGCCUGAACGACUUGAUCGACAUUCCUGAUGUGAGCCUCUCGCUUGCCCCUUGUACCUUCGGUACUGACCCAACGCAGGACCCUCGCCCUCUGCCACCUAUUCGUUCGCCUAGUAGCCCCGGCUAUCGGCACUCGGAGAGUACCCGUGUGCAUGUUCUUCGCCGCUCAGUAAGCCCCGGUCCACCAUCGACGCCUCCUCCCCGCCAGGCGCGCAAGCGCAGUCUCCAAUACUCGCCCUCUGGCGGCCGCUCCCCCCUUUCGCAGAUGAGCCCCGUCACCAGCCUCGAGCACUACAAGUCGCACCUGGACCACCCCAUGGCCGGCCAGAGCUCCUCGCACAUGCGCAGCCCGCCCAACGGCAACACGCGUCAGACGACCCCGCCGCGCCGCAUGGUCACGCCCCCGCGCAAGUCGGUGACGCUCGCGAAUCUGUGGCCGCACACAUCGCCGUACCGCACGCCGACGCGCGGGUACCCGGGCAUGUCGCCGUUCCGGACGCCCAAUGGGCGCUUGGUGCUCGACGACUACGACACGAGCGCGCUGCUGGAUGAGGAGGUGCGGCGGAGCGCGCUGAGGGGGAUGGGGGAUAGCCCGGGCGGGUUCUUUGGGAAGGGGAGGAGCCACUUGUUGUACGACAGCCCGGGCGCGCUGGACACCAGUCCCGGGACGGCGGGCCCGCGGUAUUACUAGUGCCAGGCGGGCUCUCGCUCUCGAGGCGAACACCGGACAUGAUAUGACUAUGAUGCGGACGCUGGCCGACACGAUGAAGGAGCGCCCCCACGUAUGGGACGUUCGUUGUACUAUAUUAACCCGUAUGUAUUCUGCCUGCAUCCUCGCUCUGAUUUUGUUAUGGCAACCUCUUCUCUUCGUUCCCCCUCUCCCCUUCCCCGCAUUUAACAUGUUCUCAUCAUUG
Messenger RNA from Schizophyllum commune H4-8, 3162 nucleotides. RefSeq lists its product as uncharacterized. Gene Ontology annotation, molecular function: DNA-binding transcription factor activity, RNA polymerase II-specific; RNA polymerase II cis-regulatory region sequence-specific DNA binding. Lineage: Eukaryota; Fungi; Basidiomycota; Agaricomycetes; Agaricales; Schizophyllaceae. Bases 198 to 2939 code for a protein of 913 amino acids. The transcript has 3 exons. The record is from RefSeq and is a predicted model, not a curated record. Gene Ontology annotation, biological process: regulation of transcription by RNA polymerase II.